Molecule: messenger RNA, 2856 nt
Organism: Mesorhabditis belari
Lineage: Eukaryota; Metazoa; Nematoda; Chromadorea; Rhabditida; Rhabditidae
Source: the annotation of a GenBank genome assembly
AUGCAUCGACAAGACGAACAUGGAUUUGGUGGCGGAGGCGGUCGAGGUGAAUAUCACGGAGGAGCCGGUCAGGGUGGCUAUCAAGGAGGCAAUCGGUUACCGUCAGAAUCGUCAGAAAUGGGUCGGAUGGGAAUGAGCCGAAAUCGCGAUUACGACGACAGACAACCCCCAAGAAAUCAGCAACGCCCAAAUGAUUGGAAUGGACGUGAUGGUGCUGCGCGUCACCGUGAUGGCGGCGAACAACGAGAACACGGAAGCCGGCAAUACGAUCGCCAAGAACAAGAAGAUCGUCACCGACCUCGACAAGAAGCUUUUCAACAAGAUCGCCGCCCGGAGAAUCGCUCACAAGAACAGCAAAGUGCUUUUCACGAUCGUCGUCAGGAGAAUUACCAAUCAAAUUCGCGUCCGUAUGAACAGCGCCGCCCAGACUAUGAGAAUGGUGGAAAGGCCUAUGGAGGGAACCGUGAGAGUGACUUCGUUCAGCGCAGAGAUCUAUACCAAGGAGGGGACCGCAGAAAUGGUUAUGGCGGACAAUUUGAAGAAAGCCGCAGUGGCGGAUUUGGUGGCCCAAAUAGAACCGGUAAUGGAUUUGGAGGCGAUGAUAGUGGUGAUGGUCGACAAGGUCGUGGAAACGAUGGAGGAUUUCACCGAGGAGCUCGAGACGAGCGCGGUGGAGACGGCGGCGGACGUGGUGCUUUCCGUGGAGGAAACACAGGAGGCUUUGGAGAAAGAGGAAACACGGGAGGUUUCGGAGAAAGGGGAAACACGGGAGGCUUCGGAGAAAGAGGAAACACGGGAGGUUUUGGAGAAAGAGGGAACACAGGAGGCUUCGGAGAAAGAGGAAACACAGGAGGCUUUGAAAGAUCGUCGCGUGGUGGCUUCGGUGGUGGAUCAUCGGUGGGUGGUGGCUUUGGUGGCGGCGGGGGACGAGACGGCUUCACUCGUGGUGGCAGCACAAAUGGUGGCCGGGGUGGAUUCGGAAGUGGCGGCGACUACACGCGAUCUUCACGCGACGAUGGUGUCGGAUUCUCGCGCCCGGACAAUGCUCGCGGCUUCUCACGCCCAGACAAUACAGGAUUUGGCAGGUCUCAGAAUAUUGAUGACGAUGACAACGCAAAUGGUGCCUCAAAGUUUUCGAGAGGCGAAUCGUUUGUGCCGCCGGGGGCAAUGCGGACAUUCGAAAGAGGAGGUGGAGGAAAUACCUAUGAGAUGGGACCCCGAGCUCCAGCAGGAUGGAGACCGGAUAAUGUCAACGUCGACAAUCUUUACAAAAUCGACCAAGAGAAUGUGAAAGACUCUAUCUAUGGUGACGAUUCAGAGGUCACCGUGGAUGGCUCUGACAACCAAGAUAGGUUCAAAACCUGGGAGAGUUCACCAUUGGAUCGACGAAUCAGCCUAAUCUGCAAGGAAAAAUGUGGAUAUCCUCAACCACGAAACAUUCAAAGCGCUUUCAUUCCACAGGUUUUGGCCGGCUACGAUGUACUUGGACAAGCUGAGACUGGCUCAGGAAAAACGGCUGCAUUUUCUCUCCCCAUCAUCAAUCUCAUCUUGCAAAAGAAAGAAACUGGGGAAAACAAGCCCGCCAAUGCGCCGUACGCGCUCGUCCUGUCGCCGACCCGAGAGCUCACAGAGCAAAUCUACCAACAGUUUAAGAAGUUCUCCAAUGACCUCGGGAUCGACGUGCACAGAUCCUACGGGCAACUUGCUCGCUUCUCAUCUGUCUCUGAAAUCAAUCAAGGAUGCGAUAUCCUUGUUGGAUGCAUCGGCAGAAUUCUAGACUUGAUUCAAAAAAACGACGUCUCCCUCAAACACGUCAUGUUUUUUGUCUUGGACGAAUGUGAUCGCCUGCUUAGUCCCAAGGACCUCCCUGACAUCAUGGAAAUUGCCGACAAAAUGCCAAUCCCCGCAAAACGGCAAACUCUCAUGAUGUCAGCCACAUUCACAUCAGAUUUUAAUUCUAUUGCCGACAAACUUAUUAAUCAAAAACGGAAGUGCACAAUCAGAGCAUCCAAUCUCAACAAAAAAAUCACUCACGAGUUUCACAAGGCUUCUGGUGUCUUAGAGAAAAAUCAAAAGAUGAUUGAGAUUCUCCAGAAAGAAUUCGUCGAAGCGAAGUCAAAGGGGAUGCUGAUGCCAAGGACGUUGAUAUUUGUGAAUCGAAAAUUGAAGGCCCAAUGUACGGCUGCAGAAAUCUGCAAGAUGCGGAUCUGUGAUGCGGAAAGCAUUUGCGCCGACAACGAUCAAAAGGCACGAAAUAGAAUCAUGAAAGGAAUUGAGGAUGGAACUAGUCGAGUUUUGGUCGGAACGGAUUUAUGUGAAAGAGGUUUGGACAUCAACAAUCUGGAUGUUGUGAUCAACUUUGAUAUGCCACCAGUCGCCGAUCGUUACACACAUCGAACUGGACGAACAGGACGCAACAAGCCGGGAAAAGCCUACAGUAUCAUUGACGAGGCCGACGAUGAAGGACUAAAAGAUUUGGCCGAGAUUGUGAAGCGAGUCAAAGGUGUUGGGCAAGAGGUUCCUGGUUGGCUCGUUGAAUUGGCUGAUCGAAGAGGAAGCUCGUGGGGUGGUGGUGGUAUGCGAUCUGGUGGCUUCUCGGAGGGACGAUUUGGCGGCAGCCGAGGAGCUGGCGGAGGCGGAGGAUUUGGUGGUGGAGGCUUUAAAAAUAAUGGAGGUUUCUCCGAUGGCGAUGAUUUGGAUUGGGGCGAUGAUGAAGUCGUCAAGAAGAUCGACGAGAUCAAAUUUGCUGAUGACGCACCAAAGCCAGAGAAUGGCACGAAGCCAACUCCUGUUGAGGCAAAGGUGGUCGUGGAGUCAAAGAAAGAGACCGAAGCUCCAGCAAACAACGACGAGUGG